Messenger RNA from Drosophila busckii, 2607 nucleotides. RefSeq names its product N-acetylgalactosaminyltransferase 6 (gene Pgant6). The transcript is spliced from 4 exons. The coding region runs from base 411 to 2417 and encodes 668 amino acids. Lineage: Eukaryota; Metazoa; Arthropoda; Insecta; Diptera; Drosophilidae. Gene Ontology annotation, cellular component: Golgi apparatus. The record is from RefSeq and is a predicted model, not a curated record.
GAAAAAGAACAAGACUGAUUUUAGUGGACGUGGAUAGAAUAUAAUAUAUUCCAAUUAGUUAUUUAUCAUAUGUAUGUAAUAUAAGAUAAGAUAAUAUAGAAUGGUCUACUGAGUUGAAGCUGGCGCAUGACACACGGCACACGACAGGUAGCUGGCAAAAAAAAUAGACCAAUAGAAAGAAUUAUAGCCGCGUUGGAGCCAAAAACUUCAGGGCAGCUGAACUAACACCACCGUCCGCAGAGUCAGCGACAUUGCCAACCGUCAUUGCCAUAGUCUCGACUCUCAUGUGUGUCUGUUUGUAUGAUAUCAGCAGUAGUGGGUCGCCGUCGUCAGCGUAACCAUCGUGCUUGACACGUACCCAAACUUGUAUUUCAACUGUAAAGCGCAUUCUUAUCUAAAGCUGCCGUAAAAUGCGGCGUCCCAACAUCAAGUGGAUUAUUAAAUCCGCUUUUCUCAUACUCUUCUCGUUAAUGCUGUUUGUGCUCAUCACCAGCUGGAUCUCCUCCACACCAUAUACGAACAAGCCCAUACAUCAUGGCAUACAACCUGAGCCGCUGCAGCGCUCCAAAACUAUUUUUAAGUCACUGGGUAUAAAGGAAUCAGCACAGAUGGCAGUGCCGGAAAUCAGAAAGCGGCAUCAUAGCGCGGAAAAUCAAGCGCCAGUUCAAGAGCAAGAGCCCGAGGAACCUGAGGCGGAGCCUGAAGCUGAUAAUGAAGUUGAUAAUGAAGACAAUGUAGCAGAGCAGCAGCCAGAUAUGCAAAUGGCAGCGCCUAAUGAUGAGAAGAAGGAUUGGCAUGAUUAUACGGCAAUGGAGCGUGAUGCCAAACGUGUGGGCAUUGGUGAGCAGGGCAAGGCAGCCAAGCUGGAGGAUGAGAACGUGCGUGAGCAAGAGCGCACCAUGUCGCUGGAGAAUGGUUUCAAUGCUUUGCUCUCAGACUCCAUAUCCGUGAAUCGUUCACUGCCGGACAUCAGACACAAAGCUUGCCACAAGCAGCAGUAUCUGAGCAAGUUGCCCACUGUAGCCGUCGUCAUCAUCUAUUACAAUGAGUAUUUAUCUGUGCUGAUGCGCUCUGUGCAUAGCUUAAUCAAUCGCUCGCCGCCAGAGCUGCUCAAGGAGAUUAUACUCGUCGAUGACUAUAGUGAUCGGGCAUAUCUUUUCAAGCCCUUGGAGGAUUAUAUUAAGGAGCAUUUUAAAAUUGUGCGCGUUGUGCGCUUGUCUCAUCGCACGGGUUUGAUUGGUGCACGCUCUGCCGGCGCACGCAAUGCCACUGCCGAGGUGCUCAUCUUUUUGGAUUCCCACGUGGAAGCAAACUACAACUGGCUGCCACCACUGCUGGAUCCCAUAGCAAAGAACAAACGCACUGCUGUGUGUCCCUUCAUAGAUGUUAUAGACCACACCAACUUUAAUUAUCGCGCACAGGAUGAGGGCGCUAGAGGUGGCUUCGAUUGGGAGUUUUACUACAAGCGCCUGCCACUGUUGCCUGAUGACUUGGCGCAUCCAGCGCGUCCAUUUAAGAGUCCUAUUAUGGCAGGCGGACUGUUUGCCAUCUCUGCAGAGUUCUUCUGGGAGCUGGGCGGCUACGACGAGGGUCUGGAUAUUUGGGGAGGCGAGCAAUAUGAGCUGAGCUUUAAGAUCUGGAUGUGUGGCGGUGAAAUGUAUGAUGCGCCCUGCUCCAGAGUGGGCCAUAUCUAUCGUGGACCACGCAAGCAUCAGCCCAGUCCACGCAAAGGAGAUUAUUUGCACAAGAACUACAAGCGCGUUGCGGAGGUCUGGAUGGAUGAGUAUAAGAACUAUUUGUACAAGAAAGGCGACGGUUUAUACGACCGCGUUGAUGCUGGAGAUCUGACUGCCCAAAAGGCCAUACGCACUAAGCUCAAGUGCAAGUCCUUCAAGUGGUUCAUGGAAAAUGUUGCCUUUGAUUUGAUGAAAGUCUAUCCGCCUGUGGAUCCGCCGGAUUAUGCCAGUGGUGCCAUACAGAAUAUGGGAGAUCCUACGCAGUGCAUCGAUACGCUGGGACGCACGCGUCACAAUCGCAUUGGCUUGUACCACUGUGCGGAUAACUUGGUGCUGCCACAGCAGUCGCAGUUCUGGGCGCUCAGUUGGAAGCGUGACUUGCGAUUGCGGAGGAAAAAGGAUUGCCUGGAUGUGCAGCUGUGGGAUGCGGAUGCGCCUGUUUGGCUGUGGGAUUGUCAUGGUCAGCAGGGUAACCAGUAUUGGUACUACGACUACCACAGACGCCUGAUCAAGCAUGGCAAGGAGGGCAAACGGUGCAUGGAGAUGCUGCCGUUGAACAAGGAGCUGGUGGUGAAUGCCUGCGACGAGAGCAAUCGCUUUAUGAAGUGGACCUUUGGCUUUAUCAACAAGACGGCGCUGGAUAAUUACAGCACGGAUUUGGAGCUUCCCCUAACGUUAUAGCUUGAAGCUGUAACUUAAACACUUGCCAUGUACUUAAGCCGCAAUUUCCAAGUCUAAGAAUAUAUUUGAUGUAGUUUUAUGUACAUAACUUCCUUUAGGUAUAAGCGUAUAAAACGGACACAUGCGCACAUUCCAUGCUAGCUAUUAAAAACGUGGCUGAUUUGUAUGUUUGUGUUAGAAAAUAAGUUUU